Molecule: messenger RNA, 1179 nt
Organism: Triticum turgidum subsp. durum (durum wheat)
Lineage: Eukaryota; Viridiplantae; Streptophyta; Magnoliopsida; Poales; Poaceae
Source: the annotation of a GenBank genome assembly
AUGGAAAAUGCCUGCACAAACCUCAACCAGGUGGCCCGCUCGGUGCGGCUGCUCAACAUCGACGGCUUCAGCUUGACCGCAGGCAUGGGCGGCGACUACUGCCUCAAGUCCAUAUGGACCGUCGAUGGGUACGAGCUGGAAGUCCUUAUCUAUCCGGGCACCACAUGGGUGGCUCUGAAACUCGUCUUUCUCAGUGAAGCCCGCACACAGUGGGGUGUGAGGGCGAGCAUGGCCUGUCAGCUGGUAGAUCUCAGCAGGGAGCUUGAGCCGUAUCACGAGUAUGCCGUGUCAGAAACCUUCUAUCAUCCCCAGGACUUCGGGGCACUGGUCUUCAUGGACAGAAAUAAGAUACCAUCUGGUUAUAUCAAGGAUGAUAUGUUGACACUGCGAUGCGCGAUCACCGUACUCAAGGAGUUACCAGUGCCAACCAUCCCAGCUGAAGAAGUGAUCGCCCAACCAUCCACCAACUUGCGCGAGCACCUCGGCGAACUCCUGCAGAGCGAGAUGGGAGCCGAUGUCACACUUCUUGUGUGCGACGAGCCGUUUGCUGCACACAGGUGCAUACUGGCCUCACGGUCUCCGGUUUUCAAGGCCCAGUUCUUCGGAGACAUGAAGGAGAAGUGCUCGGCACGCGUGGAGAUCAAGGACAUGGAGGCGGCGGUGUUCAGGGCCAUGCUGCACUUCAUCUACACUGACAUGGUGCCUGAGCUUGAUCGGCCGCUCGAGGAGGUGACCACGAUGGCUCAACAUUUGCUUGUGGCCGCUGACAUGUAUGGACUUGAGAGGCUCAAGCUGAUUUGUGAAAUAAAGCUCUGUGGUUGCAUCACUGUGGACACCGCAGCGACCACUCUUGCUUUGGCGGAGCAGCACGAUUGCUCGAAGCUCAAGGCCAAAUGUGUCGAGUUCAUCGUCAGCACGCCUGCUGUUCUUGAGGCUGUGUUGGCGACAGAUGGGUAUAAGCACCUUGAAGAAAGCUGCCCUUUGGUCCUGACUGAGCUUCUCAAGUCUGUCCAUUUAAUCUGCCUGUGGGCCCUGCUCGAGCAGACUCAUUUGAUUUCACUCUUAGGCGAAGCUUCGACUGUGACCACUCUCAGGUCUUCGCCAUGGAAAAGGCUUGCACAAACCUCACCGACGUCGUGCGCUCGGUGCGGCUGCUCAAGAUUAAGGGCUAUAGCUUGA